Lactuca saligna is the source of this 630-nucleotide messenger RNA. The record is from the annotation of a GenBank genome assembly. Lineage: Eukaryota; Viridiplantae; Streptophyta; Magnoliopsida; Asterales; Asteraceae.
AUGACGAUCUCAUCCAGAUCAUUCCUCAGUCCAGCCAGGGUUGGGGCUGCUCGUGACCCACCGCCGCUUUUCCUCUCAAACUCGCACAAUCAUAGGCUCAAAAAUAGUCGUAGCAUCAAAGGCGGCGCGUCUCCCGCAAUGUUUCCUACCAUCGGUAAAAAAAGAGGAAGCAGUUUUGAAAGCCCUAAACCGUCUUCCCCUAAAGUUACCUGCAUUUUUCAGGUUAGGAUGAAGAGCAAGAAGAAGCACACGAAAAAUCUGAGUUUAUCGAGACGACAGAGUGCCGAUGAAGUUAGUUUCAGGAGAUUCGAGCAUUCCGGUAAUGGGUUCGGUAGUCAAAGUCAAAAUCUCGGUUCUAAUCAAGAGUGUUUACCAUUGCAGAGGAAUAAUCAGAGAUGGUUUCAUUUACCAUUGAUGAUUUGUGAAGGUUUAAGAGCAUUUGGGUCUGAGGGAGGUGAUGGAAGUGGAAGAGAUGCCAGUGGUGGUGGUGAGAGAGUGGUUGAGUUAAUCGUCGGAGACAAUGAUGAUGAGAAUGAGGAAAUUGAUGAGAUGGGUAUUAUGAAUUCAAGAAGACAUGUAUUUCAAGACUUGGAGAUUGUAAAUGACAUCAUCUUUGGGACAAUCGAUUAA